Molecule: messenger RNA, 729 nt
Organism: Diospyros lotus (date-plum)
Lineage: Eukaryota; Viridiplantae; Streptophyta; Magnoliopsida; Ericales; Ebenaceae
Product: receptor-like protein 13
Exons: 1
Coding region: 1-729 (242 amino acids)
Molecular function (GO): protein binding
Source: RefSeq, a predicted model, not a curated record
AUGCACCACUCGAUGCAUUUCAAUGACGAAUCUAUUGUUGAUCUAAGGUCAAACCGCUUUGAGGGACCUCUACCACGCUGGCCUUCCAAUGUCACUCAACUUUAUCUGGGGGAUAACAUGUUCUUCGGACCAAUUCCUCAAGGCAUUGGCGAAGAAAUGCCAUUAUUGAAUAGUUUGGACAUCUCUUUCAACUAUCUAAAUGGUAGCAUCCCCUUAUCCUUAGGCAAUCUGCAAAGCGUAAGCAACCUAGCCAUCUCAAAUAAUCAUAUGUCUGGAGUAAUUCCUGGCAUUUGGAACAGUUUAAAAGCUCUCCAGUACCUGGAUAUCUCGAACAACAUUCUUUCUGGUAAGAUCCCAAGCUCAAUUGGCUCUCUAGAAUAUGUCAGUUUUUUGUUUCUGGGUAGGAACGAGUUUUCUGGUCAAGUCCUUUCUAGCUUGCAAAACUGCAUAAGUAUGGCUAUUCUCGAUAUGGGUGACAAUCGACUCUCUGGAAAUCUUCCAUCUUGGAUCGAAGAAGCCAUGCCGUCUUUAUUGAUUUUUCGUGAGGGGAACAAUUCCUUUACAGGACACAUUCCUUGGCAGUUAUGUCGUCUCUCUUCUCUUCACAUAUUGGAUCUUUCAAACAACAAUCUUAGUGGGAUAAUCCCUUGUUUAGGGAAUUUGAGUGGCUUUAACACUGAUGAUCAGGAUUUUUGGUUUAAAAUAUAUGAUUAUGAACGGAGCCUAUAG